This is a messenger RNA of Colletotrichum lupini, 429 nucleotides long. RefSeq lists its product as uncharacterized. The transcript has 2 exons. NCBI's taxonomy places the organism in Eukaryota, Fungi, Ascomycota, Sordariomycetes, Glomerellales, Glomerellaceae. The coding region runs from base 1 to 429 and encodes 142 amino acids. The record is from RefSeq and is a predicted model, not a curated record.
AUGGCUUGGAUGCGAAUUUGCUAUAUGAGGGGACCGACGGCAAACCAAUUGGUCCAUGGUGUCCUAGAAUCGAUCAGAUAUUGGUAUGGCAUGUGGACCUUCCAUGGUAUCCUUAUCGAUAAGAGCCGCGCAACACCGUGCAGACGUGGGGGGUCCACUCAUCUCGAGUUGCGCCUUCCCCAUUUCCGCUUGAGAUGUGUGGGGAAGGGGGGCAUUUUUGGGGGAGGAGCAGCUCAACGCGCCCAUCCCCCGCGUUAUGCCAGACACCUGAGGCGCAACUCUGCCAAUCUCCAAUUCCAUCUCAUCUUGCGCCCACCUCUCGUCUCCAUCUCACCGGCUGUCGCGAAUAUCUUCAGCCCGCUCUGCGCAACUUGCUUGGCGUGCCACAACGUACCCGCACCCCUUGCUCAUGAGAGUAUCACCCCCUAG